Molecule: messenger RNA, 808 nt
Organism: Drosophila guanche
Lineage: Eukaryota; Metazoa; Arthropoda; Insecta; Diptera; Drosophilidae
Exons: 4
Coding region: 140-724 (194 amino acids)
Source: RefSeq, a predicted model, not a curated record
UGGAGCAUUUCAGACAGUAGCUUUGAAUACUUCGAGACGAGCGGACGUGUGUGUGAAAGUAAAGGAUAACCAACAAGCUUACAAAAAUCAACAAAUUCAAGGAUUAAAAAAGAUAAAAAAGAAGUUUAAAUCCUUAAAAAUGAAAUACUUUGAAUUCCUGAGCCUCUCCUCAGUGGGUCUUAGCAUAGCCGUACUGGACAUCCUCAUAGCCCUGAGCAUACUCUGUCCCUCUACUUAUUAUCUGUACUUUGAUUACUUGGAUCUCGAGAGAUGGGAACAGUCCAAUGAUGUGGAGGCCUUGAGUGCAUUUGGCACAUUCGUUUCCACUUUGGUGGAUUAUCUUUGGGUGCGAGAAUUCUCGCAGGUCUUUUACAUGACUGCCACACUCAUUAUUUGGGUCAAGGCAUUGAUUAAUCUGGCAGUGGCAUGCCUUCUAGUCGAUGGCAUUAAGCAGAAACGACUGAUUUGCAUUGCCCCUUGGCUGAUCAACACCUAUCUAUCGAUGGCCGUGGAAACUGGCAUUUUUGUGAGCCUAGAACUUCGAAUUGAUGAAGUGGAUGCUGCAGUGGAUCGUCGGAUAGCGCGUAGUCUCAUCUUUGGCGUAUUUUUAGUACUCAAUUCACUGCUUUCCUAUGGCAUCUAUGCGCUCUAUCGGAAGCUAAAGUCUACACCGAUUGAAAAUAUCGAAGCUAUUCAACCAAAUCCUCACACAUUCAAUGCCUGAAACUAAGUAUCCUUAGGGGAUUCGAUUUUGAAACUAUGUCUUGAAGCAUUUAUAGGUAAAUAAAGUGAAAUGAAAGCUGGUAAA